CUUUCAAUAAACUCAACUACCACUUCACCGUUAUAUCUGUACAACUACUACAUUAACCCUCCAUCUGUCUUUAUCUACACCUAAUUCUUCCCUCACUGAUCUCACCAUCUUCAACCUCUCUAAAAAAGUCGAAGUGAAAAUGGCUACUUAUAACCUAGCUUUAAUCCUAAAAAACCCCUCACACGAAGCAGAAUUUCUCCUUGUAAAGCAAAACCCGCCUCCAAAAUUCGGCAUCGAAGAGUAUGAUACAUUUGUUGACUCCGAUCUCUGGGACUUACCCUCAACAAAGCUGGACCUUGAAGAAGGAGAAUUGGAGUCUGGUAGUAUUGUUAUAGAAGGCUUGGAGAGGACCGAUUUGGGAAAAUUCGAUGUUGAAUCGGCUAUUAGCAAGGUUUUGGAGCAAGUGGGGUUUAAGGUAAAUGAUGGAGGAGAGUGGAGAUUUUUGAAGCUUGUAGAGGAAGCUGAGUUUGGCCCAGGAUUGCCAGUUCAUAGAGUGUACAUUGUAGGGAAAUUGUUACCUGGGAAUCAAAACUUACCAGAGCUCUGUAAGUGGAUGUCUAUCCAAAGUUGUUUGAGCUUGCUCGUGGAUGUGAAAAAAAGUAGUGAUCGUGUGGGACCUUUGGUAGUUCUUGGUCUUAUAAAUGAUUCGGCACAAUCUUCAGAGAAAGUGAAUACUGCCUUGCAUUAUCAGGAAUAUCCACCUGGUGUUAUAAUCGUGCCUAUGAAAAGUAGAACAGCCAAGCCUUUCCAUACAACAAACUUGGUUAUGUUUGCACCUGAGAGUGUAAAAAAUGAAAGUGAAGAUUACAAUUUUGUAGCUCAUGGAGAUGCAUUGAUAGUGGACCCAGGAUGCCGAGCUGAUUUUCAUGAGGAGCUCUUGAAAAUUGUUGCUGCUCUGUCUAAAAAGUUGGUCGUCUUUGUUACCCAUCACCACGGAGAUCAUGUUGAUGGCCUUUCUGUGAUCCAAAAAUGCAAUCCUACUGCAACUUUAUUAGCACAUGAGAACACAAUGUGCCGCAUUAGGAAAGAUGACUGGUCGCUUGGUCACAUCUCAGUUUCUGGAGGAGAAGACAUUUGCAUUGGUGGUCAGAGAUUGAAUAUCAUUUUUUCUCCGGGACAUACAGAUGGGCAUUUGGCACUGCUUCAUGUCGAAUCUCACUCGUUGAUUGUAGGUGAUCAUUGUGUGGGCCAAGGAAGUGCCCUCCUGGACAUUGCUUCUGGUGGAAAUAUGGCCGAUUACUUCAGAUCGACUUACAAAUUUAUUGAGCUUGCCCCACAUGUCUUGAUCCCAAUGCAUGGAAGAGUUAAUUUGUGGCCAAAGCACAUGCUUUGUGGAUAUCUAAAGAACCGUAGAAAUAGAGAAUUAUCCAUCUUGGAAGCUAUAGAAAAUGGAGCUAAGACAUUAUUCGACAUAGUUGCCGAUGUAUAUUCGGGGGUUGAUCGCAGUCUUUGGUAUCAUGCUGCAUCAAAUGUGAGACUUCAUGUGGAUCAUUUGAAUCAACAAAAUAAGUUGCCGAAGGCCUUCUCUGUAGACACUUUCAAUUGCAGUUUGAUUGCAUUUGCUGAGAAGGUGGGUAAAAUUGAGCCCAAGUGAGGAGAGCUGCUGUGUCUGGCACAUUCGCCCACUACAUCUCUUAGGGUUUGGACCUAAAUGGUGUUUUUGGACGCGUCAAACUAUGAUCACUUAAUCUCAACAGUGCCGGUUUGAGGAGCUCUCUCUUCCCCGAUAAUAAUUUAUUUACUUUCAUUUAGAAAUUCAUCAAUGUAUUCAGUUAGAGAUUCUACAUGUUGAUAUUGUAUGAAUAAAAUUCCUUCAGAGAACAUGGAAACACAGGUAUAUAGAAGAAAUUUAUAUCGUUUUCUUUA
This is a messenger RNA of Populus nigra (black poplar), 1866 nucleotides long. RefSeq lists its product as uncharacterized. NCBI's taxonomy places the organism in Eukaryota, Viridiplantae, Streptophyta, Magnoliopsida, Malpighiales, Salicaceae. The record is from RefSeq and is a predicted model, not a curated record. Gene Ontology annotation, cellular component: plastid. The transcript is spliced from 13 exons. Bases 140 to 1594 code for a protein of 484 amino acids.